CCCGGUGACUGGAGGUAUUCAGUGUCGGUGCGAUUCUAAGCUCCGCAGCAUCGUUACAUAGAAACUCCAGUAUCAACGGUCAUAGAAAUGCAGGACAACUUAAUUUUCGUUUUCGUGCUCCUUCUGGUAUUUUCUACUUCUUUCAAUCGAGGUCAAAAAAUCAAAGCGAACGACAGGCGCUCCGCCGGUCUGGUGCCGUAUCCCAGGAUCGGCCGAAAUUCGGAACUGCUGAGCCUACCCAAGUUGGAUCGAGCGCAAGGAAUGAUGGCGUAUUAUCCUCGGGUCGGACGGUCUGACGUCUCGAGCUUCGGUAACCCGAAUCGAUUUCACGAUCUGUCGCCCGAAACCGACGUCGAGUUCCAACAUAUUGUGCGCAACGUAGAUCCCGACGGUCUCGCAGAUCUUGAUUACGAAGAGUACGCGAGCAAACUGUUGGCGUUGAAACGUGCCGACAAAACACCGAAGAACGGUAUAUGGCUGAUGACCGACCACGUGUACGGCUACAAAGACCCUCGCUCGGCACAAAAGAUCGACGAUCCCCGACUAUACUAUUCCGUUCUGCGAGAUUCUCGAAAUAUUCAAGGUCAAGGAGAUUACAUCCCGAGAUUGGGUCGCGAGAAUGAGCGCGACGCCGCGAGCUUCCUGUAGGUCGCCCGCUCCGAUCGCGUGUCUCACUUCGAUCAUGUAGCCGACGGAUCCGUGUCGUCUUCGCGCGAGAGUGGGCGACAAGGAGAGGAGGAUGGUGGGAGUGAGGAGGGGGGAGGGAGAGAAAAGAAAUUCACCGUAUACCAAAUAGUUUCACCAGGACCGUAACUCGACGCUUCCGACUUGUUUCCCCGUCUGUGCAUCGUCGGCGAGCCGCCUUACCUGCACUUUGUACUCGCGCGUUAUGCAAUACAAUACAUGAUCCGCAUUCAAGCAGUUGAAGUUCGUAUGAUCUUACACGGCCACGUGCGUGGCCUGUGUCCUCUCGGUAGCGAGCGUCGAUCGCGGCGAGGCUCGACCUCGCGCGCAACCUCGCGCUCCGAACUCCCCCCCUCCUAUCUCUCAGCCUGAGCGAUUUUUUCUCUCUUCCGUAUAUAAAGUGUGAAUGGAAAUAAAUGUUUGAUUACGCGA
Molecule: messenger RNA, 1116 nt
Organism: Harpegnathos saltator (Jerdon's jumping ant)
Lineage: Eukaryota; Metazoa; Arthropoda; Insecta; Hymenoptera; Formicidae
Product: CAPA peptides
Exons: 4
Coding region: 88-648 (186 amino acids)
Source: RefSeq, a predicted model, not a curated record